AUGGGAGACCUAGCUUCUGAGAAACAUGUUAGAUAUAUAGUAUCAGUUGAAGAGAGGAAAGAUAGUUUUGAAUCCGUGGUAAUGGAGCAUCUGAGGAUGAAUGGAGCAUACUGGGGAUUGACUGCCCUUGAUAUUUUGGGAAAGCUUCACAUUGUCGAUGUUGAUGAGGUUGUUUCAUGGAUCAUCAGUUGUCAACACGAGUCAGGAGGAUUUGGUGGAAAUGUUGAACACGAUCCACAUAUCUUGUAUACACUCAGUGCCGUGCAGGUGCUGGCUCUCUUUAAUAAGCUCGAUGUUAUUGAUGUAGAUAAGGUGACAAGUUAUAUUGUCAGCCUGCAAAACGAAGAUGGAUCUUUUUCAGGGGAUAUAUGGGGUGAAGUUGAUACCCGGUUCUCAUACAUUGCUAUUUGCUGUCUAUCGAUAUUAAGUCGCUUGGAUAGAAUAAAUGUGGAAAAGGCUGUGAAAUACAUUAUAAGUUGCAAAAACAUGGAUGGUGGUUUUGGUUGCAUACCUGGUGGGGAAUCUCAUGCUGGACAAAUUUUCUGCUGUGUGGGGGCCCUUGCUAUAACAGGGUCAUUAGAUCUUAUUGACAAGGACCUACUUGGUUGGUGGUUAUGUGAGCGACAAGUUAAAUCUGGUGGUCUAAAUGGGCGUCCAGAGAAAGAUCCUGAUGUAUGCUACUCAUGGUGGGUUCUAUCUAGCCUGAUCAUGAUUGAUAGGGUUCACUGGAUUAGCAAGGAGAAGCUUAUAAAGUUCAUCCUGGACUGCCAGGACAUGGAAAAUGGUGGAAUUUCAGACAGACCAGAUGAUGCUGUGGAUGUCUUUCAUACAUACUUUGGGGUGGCCGGACUGUCGCUUCUUGAAUAUCCUGGGUUGAAACCGAUAGACCCAGCUUAUGCUCUACCUGUUGACGUUGUAAAUAGAAUUUUCUUUAGUAAAUAG
Lathyrus sativus (Indian pea) is the source of this 942-nucleotide messenger RNA. NCBI's taxonomy places the organism in Eukaryota, Viridiplantae, Streptophyta, Magnoliopsida, Fabales, Fabaceae. The record is from the annotation of a GenBank genome assembly.